CUCUCUCUCUCUCUCUCGUCCGUCGGCGCCCGCAGGAGCCUCUGUGCGCUCGCCAUGGUGGACAGCAUCUACCGGACCCGCUCUCUGGGCGUGGCGGCCGAGGGGCUGCCGGACCAGUACGCCGACGGCCGCGCGGCGCGGGUCUGGCAGCUCUACAUCGGCGACACGAGGAGCCGCACCGCCGAGUACAAGAACUGGCUGGUGUCGCUGCUGCGCGCCCAGCGCUGCAACACGGUGCUGGACGUGGCCUGCGGCACCGGUGUGGACUCCAUCAUGCUUGUUGAGGAAGGAUUCAGGGUCACGAGCGUGGAUGCGAGUGACAAGAUGCUCAAAUAUGCCCUGAAGGAGAGAUGGAACCGCCGAAAAGAGGACGCUUUCGACCAUUGGGUCAUCGAGGAGGCUAACUGGCUCACCCUGUCACAGGACCUAGAGAAGCCUGGCAAGGGCUUUGACGCUGUCAUCUGUUUAGGAAACUCUUUUGCACACCUCCCAGAUUUUAAAGGUGACCAAGGUGCCCAUAAGCAGGCUUUGAAGAACAUUGCCAGUAUGGUGCGUCCAGGUGGCAUCCUUGUCAUUGACCACCGAAAUUAUGACUACAUCCUGGAAACAGGCUGUGCCCCUCCUGGGAAGAACAUUUACUACAAGAGUGACUUAACCAAGGACAUCACUACAUCUGUACUUCUUGUGAACAACAAACCGAACAUGGUGACGCUGGACUAUACAGUGCAGGUGCCACCCGAGGGGAAUGAUGGAAGCCCGGAACUAAGCCAGUUCCGCCUCUCCUACUACCCCCAUCGCCUGGAGCCUUUCACAGAACUGCUGAAAAACGCCUUCCAGUGCCCGUGUGAACACAGCGUCUUGGGGGACUUCAAGCCUUACACCCCAGGCCAGCAGUACAGCCCAUGCUAUUUCAUCCACGUGGUGAAGAAAACUGGCUGAGAAUUAUUCCGCAGACGAAUCCAGCAGGCGUAGACGGUUUUUCUUCAGCUGCUGGAGUGGCCAGUGGGGGUGUAAGCGGCAGUGAAUGUGCAUAAGAGGUACAUGAACCAGAAGAGGAAGUACUUGAAGGAGUCUUUCCCUUGCCUUUUUCUAAGGGGGAAAUCUAGUUAAUCUGCUUUGGGAGACUGGAGGAGCCAUUGCUCAAAUCAGGGAGCUCUUGAGGGAAGAAGGUGGCAAUGGUUUGCUUUGCAUCUGAAUCGUAUGCAAGGUCACAUGAGCUUACUAAACUUUGUUUCUCGAUAACUUUUUGGUUUUUGCUUCUCUGCCUUGAGAUUGCCUCAAUGAUUUGCACCGAUGCUUGAAAUUCCAAAUGAAUGUGGUUGUGUGUGUGUUUCUUUGGGGUGGGGAGGAGGGGUGAGCAAAUACUCGUGCUUUAGCUACACCUGGAGUAAUGGCCAGUUUGGGAACCUCAUUAGUUUUGAAGGUGGCAGAAGAAAAAAAUAGGGAAAAGAAAACAUAGUAUUGUCUCCUGAGCUGGAGUGUUUAUGUGAGUGAGGGUAGCCAUUGGCAUGCAACCCUUAUAGGGUCAGUUUGGGGGGGGGGGAAUUGCCCACCUUUGGUUCUUGAUGCUCACAGUGAGGAGACCUUUUGGCUGGGAAUAUCUUCCGUCACUUGAGAUUCUGAUGAAGGAAGAGUGCUGCAAAGUUCCCAUUCAUUUCAGCAGGCACUUACUUAAAAUACAUUGUGCCCAGAGAUCUUGAUCAGGGACAAUUGGACUGAGUUAAUGGUGGCACUGUGGUUAGCUUUCAUGUAUUUAACUUUUAGCACUUCCCCCAAAACAUUUCUGGCAGUAGAGCCCCACCAUCUCCUCCCCCAGUGUUCCCGAACAACUGGUAAUACUCUAUUUCGCCUUGCCAACAGAGCCAGAAAAACAGGUUUCACUGGGUGGUGUAGGCAGUGAAUGAACUAUGGUAGUAAAAGUUACUGGUUGAGAUUUUACUUGAUCUGGACCAGGAUGAGGCCAUGCUCUGUUAAGGAUCAACUGGGUAUUUUGGUGUUGUUGUGAGACCUGAUACAGCUCCUGAAAACUUAGGUAGCAGCUAAGACAAGUGAUUUUUAGCAGCAUUAACUGUUUUGCCAGUAUGACACAGACAAUGGUAACCUCAGGGCUGGAUGAUUGAUUACAGCGUGUUGUAUGUGGGGAAAACUGUCUGGAAAUCUUCGUUAGUUCAGAAUACAGUUGCUUGUUUAUCACAUGAGCAGCCAGACAAAGAAAUUCAAAAGAAUGAUAAAAGCUGCUUUUUUGAGUUCUUGUGGCAUGCAAUAAAAGUUUGUGGACACUU
Molecule: messenger RNA, 2282 nt
Organism: Lacerta agilis (Sand lizard)
Lineage: Eukaryota; Metazoa; Chordata; Lepidosauria; Squamata; Lacertidae
Gene: GNMT
Product: glycine N-methyltransferase
Exons: 6
Coding region: 55-939 (294 amino acids)
Biological process (GO): protein homotetramerization; S-adenosylmethionine metabolic process; one-carbon metabolic process
Cellular component (GO): cytosol
Molecular function (GO): S-adenosyl-L-methionine binding; glycine N-methyltransferase activity; glycine binding
Source: RefSeq, a predicted model, not a curated record